AUGGCGCAAAGUAAGAGCUUUUUCGAUGAUGUCAAAAAAGAAUUGGAAUGUCCCGUUUGCCAGGAACAUUUUAGUCAAAUCAAUGAACCAAAAAUACUGAAAUGUCUCCACACGUUCUGCAAGACUUGUCUGGAAGCUUGGGUACGGCAGCAUCGUGAAGGACAGUUGAGUUGUCCGACGUGUCGUCAAAUCACCGAAUGUCCUAACAGCAACAUUAACAGCCUGCCAUCCAACCUUUUUUACAAACAGAUGGUUGAAAUAGUAGAGGCUUACAGCGGCCAAGGGGAAGAAGAUUCGUCUCAUUGUGGAUCCUGCGACGAAAAGAAAGCUUUGAAAUAUUACUGCUUUGAAUGCAACGGCUUUAUGUGUGAUGAAUGCGUCGGCAUCCACAAGAAAGGGAAAAUUUUCAGUGGCCACCAUGUAAAAGAUGUCAGAAAUUUCCAGUCCUGCGAUGUGCAAGAUUAUGCUCGUAGGGCAAACUAUUGUACAGUACAUAUAGAUGAAAUGAGGUUUUACUGCGAAAAUUGCAAAAGGUGUAUUUGCCGUGACUGCGCCAUUUUGGAACAUCAAGAUCACAACAAGAUUUCGCUUGACCAGGGACUUGAAAACAUUAAGUCUGAAAUUGGCAUCAGAGUUCACGAAGCUCAGGAAAACGGGUCUCGUUUGAGAAGUUACAAAGUCUCUCUGGAGAAAAGAAGAACGAAAGUAAACGGCAGUAUCGAAGAAGCGACAAAAGAAGUGAAGCGAGUCGCUGAACUCUGCAUAUCAUUAAUACGCCAGCACGAAACAAGUAUGACCGAACGAUUAAUCAAACUGGAAAAAGCCUUUAAAUAUGCAUUUGACAAUCAAAUGACCAUGUUAGACGGGAAACUGCUGGAAAUAGACAGCACCUUAGCCUUUUCAGAGGAGAUUCUUUCUCGAAAUAACUUACCGGAAAUUUUAAACGUCAAAGCAGUACUUGAAGGGAAGCUUAGAGAACUCUCUGUUACCUUGCAACCUUCGGAAGCUAUGCAAAAACUGGGUUACUCGGAGGUGAAGUAUAUUCAAAAUGAUGUCUUUCUAAAAGAUGCACCGGGAAAGUUAGUCACAAGCGACACUGAGCCUUUAUUAUCAGUUGCAGAAGGCAAGAAUCUCACAAAGGGGUUUGUAGGCGAGGAUGGCACUUUUACGGUUACUACAAAGAAUGCACAAGGUCAAACAACUUACUGUGCGAUAGAUGAAGUCAGUGCCAAAAUCAUUUCAUUGUCAGGGCAUGAGAGACUGGAGGCAAUUGUGACAGACUUAAAGGACGGCCGCUAUUCAGUCUCGUACGCCCCCAUAGCUCCUGGACAGUUUACUGUGUCAGUCGAAGUAGCAGGGAGUCCGAUCAUGGGCAGUCCAUUUACUUUAGAUGUGAAAAAUCAACCAGAGAUCAGGACGCAAGGUUAAGUUCUUUACUUCAAAAUCAAGGUUAUUCCACUAAAACGUGGAAAAAUACCAUUAAAAUUGUUAUAUUAAGGGGAAAUGACAAAAAACGUUAUUCAUUCUGUUCCAGAUAGCUUUGUCACACACAAUCUCUGGUCAAUGAUAUUUACCUAAAGCAAUUUACAUUUCUAAAUUCACUUCGACGAACCCUCACUCGUUGAACUAUUGACUGUGCAAAUAUCCUGAUCGUUUUUCAAAAAUUUGCCUACAGAUGAACAUUUAUGUUUCAACUAAAAAAAACAGGGCUGGGCUCAACUCCGUAUUUUAACAAAGGAUUGUCAUAUUAUGUUUCGUUUAAGGUCUGUGAUAUGGUUUUUAGUACUACAGAAAAAUUCAAUCUUAAGUCUUCUAUUGUGGUUGAAAGUUACCACCGUCUUCUCUCCGUAAUUGUAACAAAUUCAUAUGCUUUAUCGUUGUAGAAAACCUUGAUUUCACCGCUGGGAUGUUUCAGAUAGACCCGAAAGGUGAAGUCUUUGCUAGGACACACGAUAUGGAUCUCAGAGACAUUGAUACAAAAUCCAAUGAUAACAUACCGAGGGAGGCUGUACGUAGUUAUUUUAAGACUAUUAAAGUGGGCUCGAGCCAGCGUAAGAAGAAGGAAAAAAAGAAAUUUAAAGAAGUGAGCAGGGCGAAAGAAAGGUAAGACAAAAGCUACGGCAAUAAUGUGUAUAAUUGGUUAACGUUAUCAAGUCCGAUAAAGCAAAAUAUUAUUCACGUUAAAGGUAUUAACUCUAACUUUUGUAGAGAAAGGCUUUUUCCGAAAAUCAGUGACCAAAGUCAUGCGGUCACCUAUAUCCGCACACACUCAUGAAACAAUGUUAGUGACAAAAUAUAGUAUAGAGAGUAGUUUGUUUCUCGAAUAUAUAUCGUUAAAAAGAUAAAAGAUAUUUGUGAUAAAGUGAAUUUAUGAGUAUGGAAAUUGUUUCUAUCACUUUAUACAAGAGCGAAUGAAUCUCUUGCUUUAUAUUUAUAGGUCUAGCUGCAUUAGACAGGGUAAGCAAAUAUUCCAAUGUCAAACCCGGCUUUCUUUCUGUAACUUAUUCUCAAUUUCGUUAAAAAUGAAAACAAAACAAAACAAAACAAAAAAUACAUUCGAAUCGUGAAAGCGCACUCUUUAAUCUUAGAUUUUUUCAUGACAUUAUCGUCCGGCAUCGAUAUUGUAUAAAUGUUCAUUUUAUUUCUUUAAAGGUUUGGUUGUCUUGACUCAGAUUGAAGGAGAAUUGGCUGCUAACGUUAACGGAAUCCGCUGACUGCAACAAGGAGGAGCCAUUGGAGAGCAUUAGGAGCUGUUGA
Messenger RNA from Porites lobata, 2757 nucleotides. NCBI's taxonomy places the organism in Eukaryota, Metazoa, Cnidaria, Anthozoa, Scleractinia, Poritidae. The record is from the annotation of a GenBank genome assembly.